AUGAAGCUGCUUUCAGAGCUCACCCUUGUGGCUGUGUUUUUUCUGCUGUCAGGUGUAUGCAAAACAUUUGGAAGUGGAUCUAUCAAAACCUUCAGUGACUUCUUUUUUUACGUGAAAUCAACGUGCCCAUUUACAUUCAGCAAAAAGGGUACAGACUAUGACAUACGAAUACAAAGAGAUGAGGAUGGUCUUCUGGUCAAAGUUAUCAUUUUUCUUAAUGGUGUAGAAACCAUUUUGGAAAAUGGUAAAAUAAAUGUUCAAGGGACAAAUGUUAAUCUUCCUUAUGAUCACAAAUAUCUCCAUAUCCAUAAGUAUGGCAUCUACACUAAGCUGGAGAGCAGGGUAAUGAAGCUAUCAGUCUUUUGGUAUGAUGCGGAUGGUUAUAUCAGUUCAUUUUGGCUGGAACUAGAUCAAAAUCGUCAUGGGGAAACAGAUGGUUUGUGUGGUAGAUAUAAUACUCCAGUUGAACCAACUUGUCCAGGAGAUCUGAUAUUCAACAAAAAUGAAAAAGCCUUCAUGGAAACCUGCUCUAAUCCUGUGUUACCAUCUGAUGUACCAUAUACAAAGACUUGUAUAUGUCCAACUGGAAAAGUCCUUAAUGAUCUUGAAGGAAAAAACCAGUGUGUGGAACUAAAGGACUGUCCCUGUGUAUACGCUGGAAAUGUGUAUCCUGCUGGUUAUAACCUUGAAACAAAGUGCCAGAAAUGUGUUUGCAAAGAUGGGAAAUGGGAUUGCUCUCAGAAAAAAUGCCCUUCAAGAUGCAAAAUUGAAGGCAUAUUUGUGACUACAUUUGAUGGCAAAAACUACAGAAUUCCAGGAAGAUGCCAAUAUUUUGUUGCUCAGGGACUUAACUGGACUCUUACUGUUGAGUUUUUAGAAAAUCAAAUUUACUUAAGCAGCGUUAAACUUGAACUUUACAAGGAACUCUAUGAAUUCUCCAUAUCAGACAAGACAAAUCUUGAAAAGUAUGAAUUCUACCAAUCAGAACAUCUCAGAACUUUCCGACGGUCUUCAAUGUACAUUCAAGUACAGACAUCUUUUGGACUGAAGAUGCAAAUUCAGGUGUCUCCUUUAAUGCAGCUGUACCUUACAUUACCUGAAAAACUCAAAGGGACAACACAAGGUCUAUGUGGGAACUACAACGAUGACAUUAGAGAUGAAUUUACUUCAAGCAGCGGUAUCGUAGAAAAUUCUGUUGAUGAGUUUGCUAAUUCCUGGAUGGCAAGAACCUGUGAAGACAAGACACCACAGAUUUGCACAAAUACACUAAAUGACUUAUAUGGAAAAGAAAACUGUGGCUAUAUCAUGGACCCUACAGGACCAUUUGCUAAGUGUCAUGAUCAUGUGCAGUAUGACAGCUAUAUCAGGACCUGUGAAGAAAGUGUGUGUCAAUGUGCUGAAAAUGUUCAAGAUUGCUUGUGUACUGCUCUUGGUAACUAUGCCAAAGCCUGUGCUGCCCAGGGGAUAAUUGUGGAAGACUGGAGAAAGGAUGAUUGCAUUGUGUCAUGUCCCAAGAACCAGAAAUUUGAAUACAUCAUGACAGCCUGCAAUCGUACCUGCCGCUCCCUCUCUGUGUACGACUUUACCUGUGAAGUGGAAGACGACCCUGUGGAGGGGUGUGGAUGUUCAGAAGGCUCCCACAUGGACGAUGAACAGACCUGUACAUCAACAUUUCAAUGUCCGUGUUACCAUGGAAAUGACAUUUAUAAGCGGGGGACAUUUGAUAUCGCUGGAUAUCAAUCCUGCAAUUGUGAAGAUGGGAGACUUGAUUGUAAUCUAAAACAAAGUAAAAAGAGGAGCAGAACUAAUCGCCACUUCAUUGCGAGUUGGGUCAGACAGACAAGGUGUCAGUUAAGCCUACUCUGUAGGCCCAAACUGGUAGUGACAGUGUCUAGGGAACAGCUGAAGGACAUCUCCAUACUGGAGUCAUUGAAGCAUCUGCAAGGAGUUGUAACCAGAAGGUGGUCAGUGGGAACCCUAGUGCCCACUAGUGGACAUCCUGCGAUGAGGGAAGCCAUCAAGAAGGCUUCUGAAUAUGGCUUGCGGUGGGAAGUGUCUCUGCAUUUGUUUAAGAGGUAUAGGCAGGCCAAGGGGGCUGCAGCUGCUGCAAUUGCUGAAGUGAAGACCCACUUAUGGGAGGAGCUUGGACCUAUCAGUGAAGAAUGUCAGAGUGGCUGUUACUGUCCAGAAGGAAAAUAUGAAGACCAUAAUGGAAAUUGUGUUUCUCGUGAAGACUGCACGUGUACAUAUAGUGGUGAAGUGUUCAAACCUGGAACAAACAUAAAUUUACACUGUAAAAAGUGCAUUUGUGAAGAUGGAAAGUGGAACUGCGUUGGUAAUGAUUGCUCUGGUAAAUGCCAAGUUUAUGGAGAUGGACACUAUCAGACCUUUGAUUUAAAAUCGUACAGAUUUGAUGGGAAUUGCGAAUAUACUCUUGUGGAGGAUGACUGUGGUAAUGGGAAAGGAACUUUUGAAAUCAAGGCAGAGAGUGUCCCCUGCUGUGAUGAGGCUCUGACAUGUUCCCGGGCUAUUGUACUUGAUAUCAAGGAUCAAGUUACUUUAAAAUUAAGUGAAAUGAAUGUGACCAUAAAUUCACAAAAUCCAAACUCCUGUGUGGAUCCCAGGUACUAUUUUGAUGUGUGUUUGCAAGAGUCAUGUUCCUGCGAGUUUGAUGGCAAAUUCCUGGGUUUUUGCACAGCUGUGGCUGCGUAUGCUGAAGCGUGCAGUGAGGAGGGUGUCUGCAUCCAGUGGAGAACCCCUGACUUGUGCCCUGUAUAUUGUGAUUAUUAUAAUGUCCCUGGAGAAUGUAGCUGGCAUUAUGAACCGUGUGGUACAGUUCCAACAUGUGGUAAAAACAAUAGGUUCGCUGGAAAGCUCGAAGGCUGCUAUCCCAGGUGUCCAGAUGAUGCACCGUAUUUUGAUGAAAACAAAAUGAAGUGUUCUAGUUUGCAAAACUGCAGUUGUUUUUACAAUGAGACGAUAAUUGAACCUAACGUAACUGUGGAAAACUGUAAUGUCAAAUGUAUCUACAACAACACCAACAACAACAUCAACAACAACGAGAUCAACAACAGUGCUCUGAGUGCCUUCUCCCUUAGUGCCUUCACUGCCAGAUCAAAACUCCCAGAUGAGCUGAUGCACAACAACACCAACAACCACCACAAGCACAACAUCAACAACUACACAAACAUCAACCACAAUAACAUCAACAACAACUCCAACAACAACCACAUCAACAACUACACCAACAUCAACCACAAUUACAUCAACAGCAACUCCAACAACUAUGUCAACAAUAUCUGGAACACCAGAUCUAAAAUAGUCUUUAUUUUUAUAACCAUUAUAGAACAACCAUACUCAUGCCCCCAAACUGUGAAACCUGUGUGCCCCAGAAACUCAGAACCUAAGAAGAUCACUGAUGGCUAUUGUAAGACAUGGGAUUGUGAUUGUCUAUGUGAAGUAUUUGGAGACCCUCACUAUGUGACAUUUAGUGGAACUCGAUACGAAUUCCUGGAAAACUGUACUUAUACCCUAGUCGAGGAGAAGAUUCCAAAAUAUAAUUUUUCUGUUGCAGUAGACAACUAUUACUGUAUUUCAGGAAGCAGGGCAUCUUGUGCUAAAGGGAUUAUAUUAAGAUAUGAAGAAAAUACUGUGGCUCUAACCAUAGUAAACAAAGUCAUUGUGUCUACAUUUAACAAAGCUACUGUGAAACCUCCGUAUGAAUCCAAUGGAAUAAGACUUCUGACAACAGAAAACAUAGUUAUGAUUUUUAUUGACAAGAUUAGAUCAACAGUAUCACUAACUCCACGCAACAGGGUCGAAGUGAAAGUAGCAAUGCAGUAUUUUAAAAACAAUACACAAGGACAAUGUGGUGUGUGUGGUGGAAGCUCCUGUGUACGUCGACAUGGUGAAACAGAGAGUGAUUCCUGCUGUGAUAAGACUGCUUAUGACUGGCUGUACGAUGAUCCUCAGAAACCCUAUUGUAAAUCUGCUCCCCAAAACAUAUCCUGUACGACACAUCUUAAAUGCCCAAAUGGAACAGUUUUCCAUGAAUGUCGCAAUACCACAGAUGGUUAUUGUCAAGGGACAGAACGUAAAUCUGGGGAGUAUCUGAAAGAAUUCGUAUCUGGAUGUUUCUGCCCUGACAAUAUGCUUCAUGCAGAAAAACAUAAAGACAUUUGUGUUUCAGACUGUUCCAACUGUAAAGGACCUCUUGGAGAACCUAAGAAGACUGGUGAGACCUGGGAAACCAACUGUCAUAUCUGUACCUGUAGCAACAUCACAAAUACAGAAGAAUGUACACCUAAAGAAAUUAAAUCACCUCCAGCCUGCAAAGACAAUGAAAUAUUGGUGACAUACAAUGCUACUGGCUGCUGCCAGAUGCAGUACUGUGUUGAGAAGACUUGUGAGUAUGGAGGAGUCAAAUAUAAGGUUGGAGAUGAAUGGAAAGAUUAUUCUAAACCAUGUAAUUCUUACGUCUGUCAAAAGUCCGGUAUUACUACGAAAACGAAAAUGUGCCCAGCACAAAACUGCCCUGAGGACCAACGAAUUUUGGAUAGUGACAAGUGCUGCUACAUGUGCAAUGAAACAUGUUAUCCAAAGAAGUCCACUGUGGAUGUAACUGUUGAUAACUGCAUCGGUCAGGUGGAAAUGACUUCAUGUGAAGGCCAUUGUGAAUCUCAGCCUCAGUUGGAAAGUGUUGGAGGUAUUUUCAGAAUGAAGCAAACAUGUCACUGUUGUCUUGAAACUAGCAUCCAAACAAGAAAUGCAACUCUGAAUUGUGAUCUUAAUACUCCUAAAUUGUAUAGCUACAAGUAUAUAACUGGUUGUAAGUGUUUAGCUUGUACUUAGAGUACAUCCACGUCAUAAUACAACUUCUGAAAUAAUGAUUUUCCAUAUGCUUCAACUUUAAAUUUACAAGUUUUCUAAAUGGGUUUCUAGUGGUUUAUUUUUCUAGAAUUGUAUAUUUCCUACUAUAACUUGAUUACAGUACAUUUAAUAUGCAAAUCUUAAAAAAUGGAAUAGGUAAAUUCACUGUAAUUUUCAGUCUGUCAAUACAUUUUAUCAACAGCUUUCACCUAUAUGUAAUUCAUACAAAAAGUUUGACUGUUCUUGUACUCUGGGAUAAUUGUAAUGAAUAAUUUGUUCAUUUAAAAGCUAAAGGUUCAUUAACUUGUUCAAAACACACUU
Lepisosteus oculatus (spotted gar) is the source of this 5190-nucleotide messenger RNA. The record is from RefSeq and is a predicted model, not a curated record. NCBI's taxonomy places the organism in Eukaryota, Metazoa, Chordata, Actinopteri, Semionotiformes, Lepisosteidae.